Molecule: messenger RNA, 333 nt
Organism: Eruca vesicaria subsp. sativa (arugula)
Lineage: Eukaryota; Viridiplantae; Streptophyta; Magnoliopsida; Brassicales; Brassicaceae
Source: the annotation of a GenBank genome assembly
AUGGGCAGGACCAGAAAAUCAAACUAUACGACGGUUUCCGCUGUGAGCGAACAUCCAAUGACGGCGGUGGAAGUGGUUGCUGCGCCUUCAUUGGGGAAAAUGAAGAAAUUCGCGAGCAGCAGAGAAGCUCUCGGUGGAUUUGAUUGGACGGUGGAGAUGAAACGUGAAGAAACACGGUCGGAUCAUCGCAGAGGUUACUCUUCCGAUGACAAAGAGACUAUGCUUCCAAGCACGCCUCUCACUCUGUGCUCGAGACAGAAGAGUGAAGUUAAUCUGUGGAAGAGAAGAACCAUGGAUCGACCAAAACCACUUCAAGUCAAAGCUACUUAUUAA